CGAAUGUAAUGCAGAUUUCACCAAUAUCAUUGUAGCCUUUCGACGUCAAAAAAAGCCCCAUCACAGCAUCGAUACUAAAUUUAUGCGGGGUGUGCUGUCGAGUCCAAAAAUUUCCAGCGCCCUUUGGCAAAUAGGAUCAAAAUGACUUUUCACUCAUUGGGCACUGCAGAGAGGCAACACUAUUCCUUUUCCACUCAUCAAUAAUAAGAGCUCCUCAUCCUCUCAGCACAUCACAUCGCUUGGUGGGCUUAGCGACACAUUGAUCUGCAAUAUUUGUACACAUGGAAAAAGCCAACGUCAAUGAAUGACAAAACCUGGUAUAAAUUUGUUUGCUAUGACCAAAAAACAGAACAAGCUCUAUAGUUCCCAAAUGCCUACUUAAAUCAUGGUUCAGUUCAGCCAUAUCUAGCCCCGCUGGAUCUGGACAAUAUUCGCUUACUUAUCUCUAAUUCCUAAUAGGGACGAAACCGCCCCUCUCCAAUGCGAGCUUCAUGAGUAUCAUCUACAGGAAUCGUGUAGAGAAACUCAUUUGUACGAAGCUUUGUCGUACACACGGGGUGGUUUUGACGAUCCUCCACAGUGUAUCUUCAUAGACGGACAUUCCUGCCGAUCACGUCGAACCUCCAUGCAGCGUUGUUACGUCUUCGAAAUGGCACUUUCAACCAAGUGAUAUGGGUAGAUGCUAUAUGCAUCAAUCAAGAAGAUGAGCAAGAGAAAGGUCGCCAGAUUAAAAUGAUGGCGAGGAUCUAUGGUCAAGCAAACCGAGUUAUCGUUUAUCUUGGAAAAGCUGCGGAUGAUAGCGACUUGGCUCUUGAAAGCAUACGAAUUGGUGCAGAAGGCGAGAAUUUUAUUUCCGAUUUCGUGGACUACAACAUGGCUGGAAAGUCAUUCCUUGAAUUGCUUAAACGACCUUGGUUUCAGCGUAUUUGGGUAGGCAAAUACCGUUGUCAAUAUCCCCAAAAAGGCUAAUAAUCUAUUUCCGUUUAGGUACUCCAGGAGGUUGGCUUAGCUCGAAGUAUCCACAUCUUAUGCAGUUCCGAGGAGAUAGACGGGUAUACAUUCUGUUUGGGCAUCAGCGAGCUGAAGUUUUUCUUCGAGGAUUCUCCACAUUUACAAAGUCUGAUUCGUGCAACUAUCUACAUGAUAAGAGGAUCCAUCUUCCGUCCAAAACACACUCUGAGUCCGCUAAGGGAUCUCCCUCUAUGUGAGUUGAUUGAUAUGUAUCAUGGCCAUAAGGCUACGAUACGUCACGACAAGUUGUAUGCGUUGCUGGGUAUGUGCUCCGAUAAUCUGAGCUCAACUGGCCUACUACCUGACUACACGAUUUCAUGGAAGACACUUUUCAAAGGCUUAUCGAGUUUAUCCUUCGUAAAACGAUAUCCGUAGAGACUUUCGAUGAUAGGGGGAUAUCAGUAAUCAAGAUUCGAGGUUUUAUUCUAGGCCUUGUAUCCCGCGUAACGACUGACUCUUUUGGAUCCCAUUGGCAGUGCAUCGAGACUAAGUUGAACGAGACGCCAGUAUCCUUGCAGUACAUUAAAUACUAUGGCUCUGUGUGGACAAUAC
Molecule: messenger RNA, 1563 nt
Organism: Sclerotinia trifoliorum
Lineage: Eukaryota; Fungi; Ascomycota; Leotiomycetes; Helotiales; Sclerotiniaceae
Source: the annotation of a GenBank genome assembly